GGAGACAAUACGUGCAGAAAGACCAUUAGAGCACAUCAUACGGGCUAUAGUUGAGCUCGUAUUGAUGCUCGAGUAAGAAACACGGGUUUAUUGACAAAUUUUGGCAGACAUUCUGGCACUACCUAGACCGACAUCAACAGCUGCUGCUGUUGAACCACAACAUCAUCAAAACAGCAGUCGAAGUUAUAGUAACCCUGGAACGUUGGGUUUAGUUGCUGCUGCUACUGUUUAUACAGUUAUACAGCUGCUAGUUCGUUCGUUCGUUCAUCUGUCGUCUACUUAUAGAGUCGUUGCUGGAUCAGCUGGCUGGAGGUGUUGCGGUAUAUCAUCGCCUACUCUUGCGCUUGGCCAUGCCUGUAUUCCUGUGUGUUAGGAUUGCAUAACCUCCGAAGGGCGCUGAUGCUGGGGUGGGUGGCAUCACCGAUGUCGGAUUGCUGCUUACCACCCCUAGCAGCUGCUCUGUGGCCGCUUCAGGCUAGCUGCUGCGUCGGUCCGUCACUGCCGCAGCAAGAAGGGUGAACUGUCAUUCCUCUGGCCACACGUUGAGUCGAUGUGAGGACGAACGACGACUUCGAGCAGCUGGAAUCAUGCUAUCAGUAUUACCACCACCUACUCACGACAACUGUUCAGUUGUCCCAACGUUAUCAUCGUGCUUGUGGUCGUCGUCAGUGGCGUCAUGAUCGUAGGACCAUCUCAGAGUCGAUGAUGGCGUUAGAGAGCGAACGAGUCGGUGUGUUCAGGUGGGCUGCAGUGCAGUGCUAGUUAAAUGCUUUGCGCGCUGGCUUACUUUCGAAGAUAGACGAACCAACAGGACCGGCGGCCUGUGGCGGUAGUGAUUGGUGGGGUUCAUUCACUGAACAGAAUAACAGCAGUAGCAACAACGGUGCCAUCACUUUGAAGAGGCAACGAUUGAAAUGGCGUCGAGAACGGCCAGCAAAGCCAAAGGUUUGGAUAGUGAAAUUUACCGAUACCGCGAUGAGUCGAACUGGCGGAAGUUGCAAGAGACUGCGGAACAAUUGCGGCAGAGGGCGAGUGCGAUGGGCAACUCAGCUCAUCUCGCUAAUCUGCUUAUUGGCGAGGCGAAAUUAGAAAUGUAUCUGGAAGAGAACCCUCCAGUUGAGAAUAAUAUCUCUAAAGCUCGAACAUCACUCACCGAGGCCAAACGUUACCUGUCGGAUUGCACCAAAAGCGAUGCGGAAAAAUCGAACGUAGCUACAGACGCACGCUUCCUGCUGGCAAAAUGCUGUUAUGCCCAAGGGCAAUAUGAACAGGCGCUCGAGCAUCUCGAUCAGGGAGGGAUCGAACGUCUGGAGGAACGACCUCUGGGUGCGCGAAUGUUAAAGAUUUUAGCCGAGUCUUUUGCCGUCAAAGGACUCUGUCUCGAACAGCAGGCCAAGGACUCGCUCGCUAAAAAGGAGACGAUUAUCAAACACUACAUUCAGGCAGGCGAGAUGGGCUUAAAAUACUUGCAGGUAGUUGAGAAAAGUCAGGGGCUCCAGGGUGCAGUUGUCCAGUUGACCCCCGGUGGAAUUCCUGCUUUUGGUGGUGUGGGUGGAGGAAGUACCGAAUUUCGUAUCGGCAUCCUGCUUGAGACAGCCCUACAGCGCGCACCUAUUCUUAUGAUGAAAUCGGGACAGAUCCGCGAAGCUGUAGAACAAUAUCGAGGAGUGUUACGUGCUCAGGAAACGACGUCAACACAGUCUCUCAGGAUGACACUCGCCAGACAGCUGGCUGAAGUUCUCCUUCGAGGAGUAAGUGAACACGAGUGGCAGCAGAUUCAGCCACGUCAACAACAGUUGGAGAGAUCCAAAGCUGGUAAAUACUGGCGGCCACAGGUCUAUAGCGGCGGAUCGCUUUAUGUUCCGCGGGAGCACAUUGAGGAGAUUCUUCUCCUGCUAGCUCUCUCCGAUGCGAUCGCCGUACGCAACGUCGUCCUCGACAGGUCGGCCGAUGUAGCUUCGGACAGGGCACAAUCGAUUAAGAACGUUACUGCGGUUCUUGAUCUCCUUUCAAUAGCGCUAGCGCGCAACGCGCAGUUUGGCCUGCUGUGCGAGAACUUUGAGAAGGUGGCAAAAUUUUCAUGUGAUGAAUACCAUAUAUGGAACCAGUUCGGCCUGUGUCUCAUUUCGGCAGGGUCCCAUUAUCGAGGCGUUCAGAUGCUGCUCGAGUCAGCUAAACUACGGCCAAAAUAUGGCUUUGAUCUGCUACUGGCGGCCAAAGUUACUCUCGUUAAUCUCUGCGAUGCUCCGGAGGCACUAAGGCUCGUAGAGGAAGCAAGUUCACGAGAGAAAGUAAUACCUGAUAGUGACAUUCUUGUGGUGUGCUACACCCUUCAGGCUUUGUGUCACGAAGCAUUGGCCGACGAAGCAGCGUGCAUCCGCACAAAAGAGCAACAACGCAUAAUGGCAUUCAAGGCUCUGGUACAGGCAAGACAGGUCGAUCCAGACUAUCCACAGGCCGAGUAUUUAAUGAGUCUUCACUAUGCUAAUUUACACCAAAUUGAUGCUGCUAUGGUAUGUGCGAAGCGGGCAUUGUGUUUAGCACCAGAUUUCUUCCCUGGUGUGCAACUUCUCAUCGUCCUUCUCACAGCCCAAAAGAAGCACGAAGAAGCUUUAGAAUUGGUGCAGCUCACUCUUGAGGAGUAUCCCAAUAAUUUAAACCUCUUAUAUCUUAAGGUAUAUCUUGAGGAUUAUCUUGAGGGUCCACAGAAGGCUCUACACACUGCUGGCGAAAUGCUCAAGCAGUGGAAAGUGUUAUACGAGAACUACCUCAAGGUGAAGCAGGCCACUCAAGCCAAUGGGCUUGCCCCACCCGCCAUCGGAACCAGUUCUCAACUAGGAAUCGUGCCGGUUGCCCAUGCCCAUUCGGGCCGUGCCUCGGUGGUCGGUAGUGGUCAGUGGGGCGGUGGCCCGUGGCAUGAACGUGAUGGCGACGGCGAUGGAAGUCUCAUGACCCGUCUUGAUCGUUCACUUAGCGAAACACUGGCACGCCUAACCCCGUGUGGCCGACGGGUGCACGUGGACGAGUUAACACUACUUCAGAUGCAAAUGCAUGUGUGGUUGUUGACAGCACGACUGUACAUCAAGAUGGCACAUUUUCCUGAAGCGGAACAGUCGAUAUCCGAAGCCUCAAAUGUAAUACCGCUCUCGCCACACGUCCUUUUGGUACGCGGUCUACUGCACGAGGCUCGUGGCGAAUGGCUAUCGGCGCGGGAUGCCCUUGAGGGCUCUCUAGCCGUACGACCUCACAGUGUAACGGCACUCCAACAUCUUGGUCUUGUCUACCAUCAACUAGGAAGCCAUCAACUAGCUGAGGCGACGCUACAGAGUGCCGCUCUUAUCGAGCCAAUGUCGCCAACGACCUGGUUCUACCUUGGACGUAUCCUGCAAGAAUCAGGCACGCCAUUCGAAGCCAGCGAAUGUCUCGAAACGGCCGUACAGCUCGAGCUAUGUGCACCUGUUCUCGAAUUCAGCAAACUACCGAGGACCCUGUGAGAUGAACACUGCCUGCCCUGGGAGCGCUUAUAAUGGUGGCUGCUACGUAUGUUCGCUAGUCAACAGCAAAGGUAGUAGCUGCUGUACCUAAGUCCAGGCAACGUCAAUGCAAAAUACGGGCGAACUGUACAAUGAAAGGGUUCUAACAAGUGAGUACGUAGAGGGAUAGGUCCCGAAAGCUUCCCAAAACUGUGUUAUUAAUGUGGAGAGGAAAUCAGCGUUGAGGAAAUCAGUGUUACAUAAGAAAUUUCAGCGCAGAAUUCAGCAAUGUAUCAAUUACUUUUUAAUGGUGACAGAUACAACGCAUACUUUUUGGUUAGUAAAACGUCCAAAGAACUGAAAUAUUAACUACUAGAAAAAACUAUAUACAUUUGUAUGUUUCGAGGUUAAAAUAUUUAUAUGUUAAGCUGUUCAACUAUCACUAAUGGUAUAAAACUAAUGAUAUAAAAACAAUUUAUCGUAAUAACAAUGAUGUAAUAUGAAAAGUAAUGGUAAUAAUAGCUAGCUAUUGUUUUAGAUGUAUGCGUAAUUAUAGUUAUUUUCGCGUCAUGCGUUAAAUGCACAACUUUAACCAUGUUGCGAUGAGUCCUGUCUUGAAAAGAUUCGCUAAUUCAAAUUUAAUAGGUUGAGAAGGGAUCCAUAAACGUUCCAUUGAUUAAAGAUGAGCUAAUAUAACCAACCUUAUUUUUAUGCUGCCCCUGUUACUGAAUAGACUGAGUUGGAUAGUAUGCACUGGUAAAUACUUCCGGUCAAUUUUUUUAGGCAUUGAUGAGAGGGUCAGCAACAGGGACUUUUGAAAACGGAACUUCUGCAUUGGUGGGCUAAUAUCGUUAGUUUUCAUUUAUUAAGCUCUUAGAGCCGUUUCCUUAACAGGUCGUCUAGUUUGAGCAGCAAGUUUUUUUAUUUAUUUUUUUAUUUUAUUAUUUAGCAAGAUUUUACUGGCAGAGAAGUAUUUCGCUAGGAUACAAUUUAUCAUUUGAUUGAGUGUUUCGAUUUAAUAGUACACUUGUUUCUCCAUACUAUAUUGUUCAAUUCAAUACGUUUUUAAUAAAGUGAGCUGAGGUUUGUGGCGGUAUCGGUAAAUGGAUUAUACGGCAUAGAAGAGUUGUGCUUUUUUGAUGUAAACUAGAGUUAAUAAGAGAUGAGGUUUGUGGCGGUAUCGAUAAUGGAUCAUACAGCAUAGAACAGUUGUGCUUUUUUGAUGUAAACUAGAGUUAAUAACCCUGUAAAUCCUAUGUAAACAGAUUUCAAAAUUAGAUUUUAUUGUUGUUGCUCAGCCGGUGCUUCCUUGCGCUACAUCCGUCAGUACUGUGUCUAAAUGGUCACAGCCAGUUAAUUUUUAUUUAAGUACAUAUUUGCAUAAACAAGUAUUUACAUACAAGUAUAUAAACAGACGUACCGAAACCAGACUAAAAAACUUAAUAAAAGAAAUUGUUGUCGAUCAUCGGCGCAUA
Messenger RNA from Varroa destructor (honeybee mite), 4948 nucleotides. RefSeq names its product tetratricopeptide repeat domain 7 (gene Ttc7). Gene Ontology annotation, molecular function: protein binding. The record is from RefSeq and is a predicted model, not a curated record. Gene Ontology annotation, cellular component: plasma membrane. Gene Ontology annotation, biological process: protein localization to plasma membrane; phosphatidylinositol phosphate biosynthetic process. NCBI's taxonomy places the organism in Eukaryota, Metazoa, Arthropoda, Arachnida, Mesostigmata, Varroidae.